This is a messenger RNA of Spinacia oleracea (spinach), 2085 nucleotides long. RefSeq names its product BTB/POZ domain-containing protein At3g03510-like. The coding region runs from base 35 to 1759 and encodes 574 amino acids. NCBI's taxonomy places the organism in Eukaryota, Viridiplantae, Streptophyta, Magnoliopsida, Caryophyllales, Amaranthaceae. The transcript is spliced from 4 exons. The record is from RefSeq and is a predicted model, not a curated record.
UUUUGGAAUUUCUUUUUCUAAUUGGGAGCUCAAUAUGAAUCAGCCAAAGGUACAUAAUAUGGCUAUAGCAAGAACCAACGACUCAUCUUCUCGGUGUUCCAAACACACAAAUUCAUCAAAUAGUCGCUUAUUAGUAUACGAUGCCGCCCCCUUCAAACAAGACAAAGUACUCCUAGCUAAAAGAUCAGCCACAAUAGCUUCCUUUCUCGAAAUCAACCCUUACACAAACCUUUCAUCCUUAUUUAAAGAAAUACCGUCAGAACCCGGGGCCUUAGAACUCGUACUAAGAUUUUGCCACGGAUACAACGUCAAGAUGACGAGCGACAACAUCCUCCCUCUCAUCUGCCUCUCUCACUACCUCGAAAUGACCGAAGAACACAGCCCUGAUAACUUACUCAGCAAAGCCCUCUUUUUUUUACAAGACAAAAUCCUUCCUAGUUGGGAAAAGACUAUAAGAUCCCUUCACCAAGCAUCACCAGAUUCAUGUCCCACAAUAUUUCAGCAAGCUUCAGAUAAUGGCAUUCUGAAACUCUGUGCAGAAGCCCUUACAGCCUCUGCAUUAUCUGACCCUACUCUUUUGGGACACCCCAUCAUGAAUAAUAAUCACAGUAAUGCAACUACUAGGAGGAAGCUCUUUGCUGAUACUGCUGAUAAUUCUGAUACAUCUUUGGGUUCAUCAUCAUCAUCAUCAUUAUUUGAAGAUCUAACCUCAUUGUCAGUAAAACUGUAUGAACCAAUCAUCAAGAAAAUGGUACAAGAACAGGUACAGGAAGAAAGCAUCACAGGGUCUCUUUACCAGUACUUCAGAAAAAAUUCUACUGAUAGAGAAGCAAUCGAAGCUAUUCAGAGACUCUUGCCUGCUAGUAGUACUUGUUCCUACCCUUACACCCUGUUGUUUGAGAUGUAUGCCUCAGCAGUCUCCCACGGGGCGAGCACGGAAUGCAUAGCUUCUUUGGAAAACAGAAUUGGUACUUUAUUAUACCGCGCCACAGUUGAAGAUCUCCUUUCCUUAGACCUCGACAUUGAUAGCCUAAGGCAGAUAUUAAAGGGAUACUAUGCAAACUUCACUGACGCGCACCCUGCAGGGUUAGUUGCAGUAGCAGAACUCAUGGAAGGGUACUUGGUAGAGGUGGCGAACCAGAGGGAAAUCGACGUGAUGAGUUUCACAGAGUUGGCAGAAAUGGCAAGUUCAACAUCCAACGUAGGGAGUUACCGUUGCUCGGAUGGGAUUUACAGGGCAGUGGAUAUCUACUUAGAUAAGCACAAGGAGUUGAGUGAGUCAGAGAAAGAGGAGGUCUGUAAGAUUCUAGAUUUUCAGAAGAUGUCACCGGAGGCAUGUAAACACGCGGCCAUGAAUCACAGGUUGCCGUUGAGGGUGGUGGUGCAAGUUUGUUUUGUGUCUCAGUUUCAACUAAGGGAUAACAUCAGCAAAGCUGUAGUGGGGUAUUCUAGUAAUAGCAUAGUAAAAGAACUAGGAGGGCAUUCUAGUAAUAAUAGCAAAGUAAAAGGACUAGGAGGAGGGCCGCGGGGGAGCGGAGAGAUUAAAGUAGUGGAGGACGAGGAGUGGGACGACGAGAAGAAAGAGAUGAUUGCAGGGUGUCAUGAGAAGAACUGCUGUGAGAAGAAGAAUAAGAAGAGGGUUGGUUUGUGGAAGGGAAUGAAGAGGAAGUUUGGGUGUAUGGGAAGUAGGGAUUAUGAAACUUUGCAUGAUUGCAGCUGCCAAGCCACAAACAAGAAGAACAAAAAGGAGCCUUUUUAAGUCAUUUUUGCUUAGGUUAAUUUAUUAGUUUUCAUUUUUAUAUUUUUUAACUUUAUGGGAAGGUUAAUUUAUUUUUAGUUAAACUGACUUAUUAAUGUUGAACUAAUCUAGACCCUCUCUCUGAAAGGGUUGUAUGUUCUAGCGUAUAUACAGGAGAUGUUCUACAGUUCAAGAUCUAUUCAACGACCGUAGUCCAUGAAAGAAACCUUUAUUUGAUUCAAUUUAUCAUGUAUUUGUUAGAUAUAUAUUUCUCUUUUAGAUGUCGUAUACUCUUUAUUAAUGAAUUAAUCUCCCUUUCAAGCAAAAAAAGAUUAAUUUGGAUAAUG